Syngnathoides biaculeatus (alligator pipefish) is the source of this 4080-nucleotide messenger RNA. It is a transcript of the gene vps39, whose product is annotated as VPS39 subunit of HOPS complex. Gene Ontology annotation, cellular component: cytoplasm; membrane. Gene Ontology annotation, molecular function: protein binding. The transcript is spliced from 24 exons. Gene Ontology annotation, biological process: endosomal vesicle fusion; intracellular protein transport; autophagy. NCBI's taxonomy places the organism in Eukaryota, Metazoa, Chordata, Actinopteri, Syngnathiformes, Syngnathidae. The coding region runs from base 655 to 3282 and encodes 875 amino acids. The record is from RefSeq and is a predicted model, not a curated record.
UCAGACGUGCUUGCUGUCAAAUCCAGUUCGCAAUCAAAACAAGGAACAGUAUACGGGGUGAAAACAUUUGUCGUUUUAAGUAGAGUCGCACUUGACAAAACAAUUCAGUUCUAAAAUGGACAGCUUGCAUCAUUGACGUCGAAGUGAGGUCCAAUGUACAAAAUUGGCCUUUAAUUCGCUCCUCGUGAGGUCGAUGUGACGCGAGUCACGUGCCGCUUCCAGUCAGCUGAAGCCAGGAGGAAGUAGCUUCAUGCUAACGUGGCUAAGUAGCCUGCUAGUACCAACAUUUGUCCGUCUCCUUUUUAUUGACACUCUUUUUUUAGUUUUAGAGUGGUGGUCGUAGUUUUGUACAUAACUCAGUGGACUGAGCUAGUUAUUAAUUGGUCUGGAAAGAGGCGCUCGUCUCUUGGUAACUUCUUAGCUUGGGAGCUAACAGUCAGUUGUUGUUUUGGUGCUGGACACAACUUGGCAGCAAUAGGAAAUUAUUUCUUUUUGUCUUUUUUUUUUUUUUUUUCCCCUCCGCGGUCCGUGAACGUUAACGCUGCCGCGGUUGUUUAAUGAAGGUCCCACCGUGAGCGGCGGCCACCCAGUGGAGCCCUCUCUUCCUCACUCCCGGCUCGGAACCACCGGGGCGCUCCCCCUGAGAGAGUCAAGAUGCACGACGCCUACGAGCCGGUGCCGAUUUUGGAGAAGCUUCCUCUCCAGAUUGACUGCAUGGCCGCCUGGGAGGACUGGCUGCUAGUCGGGACCAAGCCCGGGCAUCUCCUUUUGUACCGGAUUAAAAAGGAUGCAGCCACCAACCACUUUGAAGUCACGCUCGAGAAAUCCAACAAGAACUUUUCCAAGAAGAUCCAGCAGCUCUACGUUGUCUCGCAGUACAAAAUACUCGUCAGUGUUCUGGAGAACAACAUCCACGUCCACGACCUGCUGACGUUCCAGCAGAUCACCGUGGUGUCCAAAGCCAAGGGAGCUACGCUCUUUGUAUGUGAUCUCCAGCAAAGCAGCUCAGGAGAGGAGACGCUCCGAAUGUGCGUCGCCGUGAAAAAGAAACUUCAGAUGUACUACUGGAAGGAUCGUGAUUUCCACGAGCUUCAGGGGGACUUUGGUACUCCGGAUAUUCCGAAGUCCAUGGCCUGGUGUGAGAACUCCAUUUGUGUUGGUUUCAAAAGAGAUUAUUACCUCAUCCGGCUGGACGGGCGCGGCACCAUCAAGGAGCUCUUCCCCACCGGCAAACAACUGGAGCCGCUCGUCACCCCUCUGGCCGACGGCAAGGUCGCCGUCGGGCAGGACGACCUCACUGUGGUGCUGAACGAGGAGGGGAUUUGCACCCAGAAGUGUGCCCUGAACUGGACCGACAUCCCCAUAGCUAUGGAGCACCAGCCUCCGUACAUCAUCGCGGUGCUUCCUCGCUACGUGGAGAUCCGGACCUUGGAGCCCCGGCUCCUGGUGCAGAGCGUGGAGCUCCAGAGGCCUCGGUUCAUCACGUCCGCCGGGCCUAAUGUCGUGUAUGUGGCCAGCAACCAUUUUGUGUGGCGCCUGGUGCCCGUGUCCAUCGCCACCCAGAUCCGACAGCUCCUGGAGGACAAGCAGUUUGAGCUGGCGCUUCAGCUGGCAAAGAUGAAAGACGACUCGGACGGUGACAAGAAACAGCAGAUCCAUCACAUCCAGAACCUGUACGCCUUCAAUCUGUUCUGCCAGAAACGAUUUGACGACUCCAUGCAGGUUUUCGCCAAACUGGGCACGGAUCCCACCCACGUGAUCGGCCUGUACCCGGACCUGCUGCCCUCCGAUUACCGCAGGCAGUUGCACUACCCCAACCCCCUGCCGGCGCUGUCUGGAGCGGAGCUGGAGAAGGCUCACCUGGCUCUCAUCGAUUACCUCACCCAGAAACGCAGCCACCUGGUGAAACAACUCAACGACUCGGACCCGUCCACCACGUCGCCGCUCAUGGAAGGCACGCCCACCAUCAAGAGCCGCAAGAAGCUGCUGCAGAUCAUCGACACCACACUGCUUAAGUGCUACCUGCACACCAACGUGGCCCUGGUGUCCCCCCUCCUGCGCCUGGAGAACAACCACUGCCACAUCGAAGAGAGCGAGUACGUCUUAAAGAAGGCGCACAAGUACAGCGAGCUCAUUAUUCUCUACGAGAAGAAAGGCCUGCACCAGAAAGCUCUGCAAGUUCUUCUGGACCAGUCCACCAAGGCCAACUCCCCUCUGAAGGGACACGAACGCACCGUGCAGUACCUUCAGCGGCUCGGAGUCGAGAAUCUGGGCAUGAUCUUCGAGUUCGCUCCCUGGGUGUUGAAAAUGUGUCCCGAAGAUGGGCUGAAGAUCUUCACCGAGGACCUGACCGAGGUGGAGACGUUGCCGCGGGACAAGGUGCUCAAUUUCCUGAAGGAGGGCUUCAAGGAGCUGGCCAUCCCGUACCUGGAGCACAUCAUCUACGUGUGGGACGACAAGGGCCCCGAGUUCCACAACACUCUCAUCCAGCUCUAUCUGGAACGGGUCCAAAGUCUGAUGAAGCAGUACCUCAACUCGCUGCCAGAAGGAGUUGCGGCUGUGCCGGCGGGGAUGGAGCAAGGUGAGCUGGGAGAGUUCAGGAACAAGCUGCUGUCCUUUCUGGAUAUUUCCGGCAGUUACGAGCCAGCGCGCCUCAUAAGUGACUUCCCCUUUGAUGGUCUCCUGGAGGAGCGUGCGCUGCUGCUUGGGCGCAUGGGGAAGCACGAGCAGGCGCUUUUUAUCUACGUGCACAUCCUGAAGGACACACGCAUGGCUGAGGAAUACUGUCACAGCCAUUACAGCAGCUCUGUGGAAAGUGAUAAAGACGUGUAUCUGUCCCUGCUGAGGAUGUACCUGUCCCCUCCGGACGCGCACUGCUUGGGGCCCAUCAAGAUGGAGCUGUCGGAGCCUCAGGCCAACCUCCAGGCCGCCCUGCAGGUCCUGGAGCUCCACCACAGCAAGCUCAACACCACCAAGGCCAUCAACCUGCUGCCGGCCAACACUCAGAUCCGCGAGAUCCGAGUCUUCCUGGAGAGCGUCCUGGAGGAGAAGGCUCAGAGGAAGCGCAGCAACCAGGUGCUCAAGAGUCUACUGCAGGCGGAGUUCCUCAGGGUGCAGGAGGAGCGCAUCUUCCACCAGCAGGUCAAAUGCGUCAUCACGGAGGAGAAGACGUGCAGAGUGUGCAAGAAGAAGAUCGGGAACAGUGCGUUCGCCAGAUAUUCCAACGGCGUGGUGGUGCACUACUUCUGCUGCAAAGACCGCAACACAUGUCCCACCGAAUAAGACCCCCCCACCUCCCACUCCACCUUCCGGUUUCACCAUAACUUGGAAAUAAAAUAAAAUCCACUUCCCGCCGACCCCCCCCCCCCCUCGGAGACACUUCUGGAAGUAUGUGCGAAUGUUACAAGCGCUCAGAACAAAAACAUGGUGGCCUUUUUUUUUCAUUUUUUUUUUUUUUUUUUUAGAUGACAUUUGUAGCCACAGAGCAAAGAGGACUUAAAAUGGACGCCAAGGACACGAUCGAGGACGCUCGACUGUUAACGCCUUUUUCUGACUCAAGAUUGUACGCGAAGGUGGUCUUUUUUUUUUUUUUUUUGAAGCAUGAAGAAUCACCUUAAAAGUGUUUUUAACGUUCUGGUCCUGCUACAUUUUUUUUUUCCUCCAGUCAUGUUCACCUUUAAUCACAAAUUCAUCGGGGGAAUUCUGUGAAGGAAAAGCAACGGCAGGAUCGCUCGAGCGCAGCACUUUAAAAAAAAAAAAAGUGGACAGUUUAUUUAUCAAUUUUGGGAUAGGUACUGGAAAUUUGAACGUGGGGGGGGGGGGGGAUGUUGAAUUUGUGCAUUUCAGCGCGAUUUGUUACUGUUACUGUUACGAGCACUGAAGCGUCCGAUCGACCCCGUUUGAACGGCUUCGCCGCGUCCGACACGCCUACUGUAAAUGUUUACACGCGUCCUGCUGCGCUUUUGAAACUUCUUUUCGAGCGUUUUUGUCCGCCUUUCGUUUCUAAUAAAUAUUUUGCAGCAGGAUGCGGGAUGUUUGACUGUUGUCGUCCAGACUCAAUAAAGUAACAGAGCAAAUCCA